Molecule: messenger RNA, 327 nt
Organism: Prunus armeniaca (apricot)
Lineage: Eukaryota; Viridiplantae; Streptophyta; Magnoliopsida; Rosales; Rosaceae
Source: the annotation of a GenBank genome assembly
AUGAAUAAUGAGGAAGAAAGACCUGGAGUUAGGGGAGAUGAUGAUGCUGAUUCUUGCACCACAUGGCAUUGGCAUCCUGCUGGAAAAGUGUCCCUUUCUUUCUCUUCUGACGGAGCCUAUUUAUAUUCAGGCGGAGUGGAAGGAGUUCUUGUGGUCUGGCAGCUAGACACAGGGAAAAGAAAAUUCUUGCCCAGAAUUGGAUCUCCGCUUCUAUAUUUGACUGAUUCUCCAGAUCCUUCACUUUCUUCUGUAAGAAGAUUUUCAAUAAUCAGAAGUGGAAGGAGUUCUUGUGGUCUGAAAGCAGAUGUUGUCUUCGUCUUGGCAUAG